GAGCCGCUGCAACACCCAAAACCCUAAACCUUGUCGCACAGGGACAUCCAUAUCACGUGAUAACGAAUGAAUCAAUGCUGUGCAUCGUGCAUCAGUGCCUUCCACUCGAUUUCACUAAAAUACAAAAUUGUAUAUGUUCUAAUAAUGGAAGACUCAUAUUCACGCACCGAAGAAGAAACUCGAAGACUUUUACGGCAACGUAAAAAGCCACGCACGAGAACGAGUUGCUAUCCUUGCCGAACAAGAAAGGUUAAAUGUGAUAAAGCUUCUCCGUGUGAGAACUGUGCGAUUAGAGGUUAUCCAGAGCUUUGCAAAUAUGCAGAUGAAUCUGGACCCAGUAUCACGCCGUCUGGAACAUCCAUACAAAGGCAAGGUGCUUCACAAUCAGGAGAUCAACACCCACAAACGGCGAGACCUCAAUUACAGCAGGAUGUCAACACACAGAGGAAUACAGAAUUUGGCACCCCUUUAACACAUUCGAGCUCAAACUUUCUGCCGGAUUUGACUACAGAUCCCAAUGUAGUAGCUUACUCCGCGGAUCUUGUUGAUAUAAGGCAUUUGGAACCAGAAAACGGCGUUGAGACCGAGGAUGUGCCACGGCAGGCAGAAGAUAGGAGACCGUUUCUUGGGAUGAAUUCCGUGCCAAAUUUUCUUCGAGAUCAGGCUCAUUCGGGUCAGUCUCCUCAAAACACUACUACGGAGGUAAUUGAUUCUGCAGUCAUGCCAUUGCUUGGCCUCAGUAGUGCGAGGUCCAAGUCCACCUAUCCCUUCUUCCAGCCACCCGGAUCAAUACCAAACGAAGCCAAUGGAGACAUCCGACAAGCCUUGCCAUCGAAUAUUGAAGUUUUUAGAUUGUUCGAAUGUCAUAGACUUCAUUCUCACCCCUUUACACCUAUUAUUCCAGAUUUAGCUGAGUUUGAACUCUGUCUUUGUUCGUACCUUGAAGGCCGCGUACCACAAGAUGGAGAAUCCAAUUUUGUAGAAAAAACCCUUUUAGAUACUUCAAAUUGGCGCUCAAUAGCAUGGCUGGCAUCUCUUUAUGCAGUGUUGGCCUCUGGACUACGAUUUUCGGAACACACCAGCAGUCAAAUACAGGAGAAGACUCAAUUAUACCGUCAGUCUCAUGGAUUCACCCAACCGCUGCAGUUAACUUAGUGGACUAUCUGUAGUUCGAUACUCAUUCCAAUGUCUCAGAAUGGCAAAUUUUCUCGUACGACCUUCAUUGUUAUGUAUCGAGACUAUGUUGAUUCUCGGACAUGUUCUUCAGAACGACACGAAACCCGAAACUGCAUGGAUGCUUCUAGGGACCACCGCUAGAAUGGCCCAGAGCCUUGGAAUACACACACAAAAACACGAUGCCUCUUCAUCAAGCCGAAAGCUAUGGCUAGCUGUCGUAUGGCAAGAUUCUCUGUUAUCCUUAUGCUUCGACAGAAUCCCCGUCACAAGGCCAAUCACGGCAGCGGAAGACCUUCGAGACAGCCUUUCCUACGCAGAAGCCAUGCACUUUCUCUGUGAUCGUACUCUCCGCAGUAGUAGCCUGUGGGCAUCUUCUGAAUCACCAGACUUGGCUGUUAUACUCGAGGACGUAUCAAGUAUUGAGAAAAUUAGAUCAAAAAGCAUUGGUUUAAACGGUAGACCACAUCAAUUCAACAUUGCACAGCGUUGUGAGACUUCAAUACUGAGUUUGCACAUUUCUUUCGUCACAGCCUGGCUAUGUCGUCCAGUACUCCGCAGUCAUGAUCCUACAACACGAACAUCCACCCACUCACAAUUAAUUGAGAAAUGCUAUCAGAAUCUUGUUGAAUGUGUACGAGCAUUUGUGAAACUACAUUCAAUGAGUGUUGUCACUUCACGAUCAUGGUCUAUUAUGCACAAUGGCUUAAGCUCAGCCCUCUUACUAGGUCUUCUGGGCGGUACUGCUCGAGACCCGGAAGUGCGAGAUUUACAAGGCAAAAUUCUAGAAAUAUUUUCCGAGGACCAGGAUGGUACCACUGGAUCAUACCCGGAAACUAAUUCGGAACUCUCUCCACCACACGCUAGAGCUAUUGUUGCGCUCAAGAGACUAUACACUGAGCAUGAACGUAACACCACACAAACUGUGGGUCAUGUUACACCCGAAUCUGGAAAUACUGGAGGAAUUCCGAACGUCGCCACAGGUGCGCGGUAAGUCCCUUUUGCCAAUAAACUGCGCGAGAGGCUUUUCUCACAUAAUCAGAGAGACACCCUGCCCGGAACAAGAGAGGAACAUGAACAUCGACGAUAUAGCUACGCUCCAGCCAGCAUGGUACCAGGGGCAGAUGAGUGAUUCUCCACUCGGCACAUUUGACUCGAUAAUUUGGGAUCCAAAUGAAAUUGAGGGGUCUCUGCCCAUGAAUUGCGAUUAUAAUAUAUCGUCGUUUGAGCCGUGGAUGUAGAGCUUUACUGGAUACUUGUGCCGUAGGAACUUCUUUUUGUAAAUCUUAGUUUCUCUCUGUUGUUGUAUGAUGUGACGCAAAGAGAAGCCUAGAGAUGCUAGCUUGAGUGAUGGUCGGGGGCCACGGUCCCGUUUUAUAUUGUGCAAAUCUAUAAUUCUACUUCUAGAUAUCAACUUUUUGUUGUCUUUGGCUGAAUAUUCUAGGACUUCCAUUCUCCAACUGCAACUUGAGCUCGAACAAGCUUGCAUACCUUGUUUAUCCUCCCACAGACUUUUGUUUCUUUACCGAAGUAGACAUUCUAAGUGAACGCAUUGUAUAAUGACUGUGGCAAGCCAACGAGGUAGUAACUCAGUUUUAGUAGAGCAAUAAUCUUGAUUGAAUGCA
Messenger RNA from Botrytis cinerea B05.10, 2798 nucleotides. RefSeq lists its product as hypothetical. Bases 67 to 1155 code for a protein of 362 amino acids. The transcript is spliced from 4 exons. The record is from RefSeq and is a predicted model, not a curated record. Gene Ontology annotation, molecular function: DNA-binding transcription factor activity, RNA polymerase II-specific; DNA binding; carboxy-lyase activity. Lineage: Eukaryota; Fungi; Ascomycota; Leotiomycetes; Helotiales; Sclerotiniaceae. Gene Ontology annotation, biological process: DNA-templated transcription; regulation of DNA-templated transcription.